AAAACAAAACCCGGAGCUCCGUCUAUAAAGGAAGCGUCAAGGCCGGACGGGUGUGAUUAGCGCCUGAAAUACAACCAAAUGCACUCUCUCACACACACGCACAGUGCUGCUGGAACCCGGGCUGUCCUCAGGUGCCAGCUGAUAGAGGGAGAAACUCCUGAAUUGUACACUCCAGAACACCGCUGAUCCGACACAUGGAGACCUUCAACACUAUUGUGGCUUUGCUGAUGAUCUUCAGCGCUGCUGCAGCUUCAGAUCCCUCAUUCUGUCGCCUGGAGGGGAUUUACGGAAAAAGAGAUGGGGUCAUCACCGUAGACGAGCUCACAGAAGGAUGUGGAACGAACUUCGUGAUGAAGAAUGGGACGGAAGUGCACAUCCUCAAUCUGUUCUUUAGUUCAGUGACACUCUACCCGAUCGUGAGCGUGACUGCAGCUGCUCCAGCCAUCCUGAUCGUCACCAGCCCAGACACUCACUUCAGAACAGUCUACAUCCAUUCCAAGUCUGACAUAAAGUUCUACACACCGAGCAACACUUCAUGGUCGGUUACCGGACAGACUGACGGUCAGUUUCACAUCCCUCCAGCUGCUCACGGCAGUGAGCUGGUAUCAUGGGCAAAGGACCAGUUCGGAGGAGUUUCAUCCUUCACAACACUCUACGAUCCGAUGAACAUCACCUUCACCAGGGUUAAAGGAACUCCGUUUGCACCCGAGUGCCAGCUCGGGUGGGAAUUAGCGACGAUGAAGAAGUCACCGCUGGUUGAAAGUAAUGUGAGGGCAGUUGAAUCUUGCUUACACAAAAAAUCUACGGACGAGCUUCACAUCAUCAACAUCCCGGAUCACGUCGGCGUCAGGAACGUCUCGGUGAAUGUGGUUCUGUCCAACAUUAAGCUGGUCCUGAGGGGUCCGACUGGAACGUUGUGGAAGGUCAGCUCUUCGGAGGUCUCGUUUGUGUCCAACAAUGUCAUCUAUGUAAGCGAUCUGACCGUGAAUCCGAAGAAGAUCCUCUCCGACAGUGACACCGAGCUCCAGAAUCAGGCCCUUGCUUUUUUUAAGAGCAAAUUAAUCAGCAGCUACACGAAGAUUUAUCUGAAAAGCCCGAGGAUCAUGAUCAAGAUUGGAAAGAGACAACCCACUGCAGUGACUGAUGUAAAUAAGUCCACAGAGCCUCCUACGUCUUACACCAGGAUGCAGUUAUUCACAUCUCCUGAUUACACGGUGGAAAUUGAUCCCAACACCAAAGUGCAAACCAACAAGAGGAUCUACGCUCAGAUCUGGAGUUUGGUCCAUGGAGAGUUGGUCCUAAUUAUCAAAGUGAAGUCGUGUUUGGUGCGCUCCGUAGACGUCCAGCCAGUAGAGAGGAGCGUCUCUUUUAAACCGGAGCCGUGCUCAGCGUGCCAUAAUAACACCAGGUUCAGCUUCUCUCUCGACAUGUUGCAGGAUCGUCCCUCCAGCAACUGGGAGCUUCAGUGUAACAUCAGCCACUGUAUCAACCAACGCAACCAGAAUUUCCAGGCUUGUGCAGAACCGCAGCUUGUGAAGAAGAACGUGCAAGUCACCCCAUCACACAUCACACCACCGAAUCCGUGUUUUCAGUUCAGCCUGCAGUCGGUUCUGGGCAUCGCCUUCGGAGGUUUCCUCAUCGGCGUCCUGCUCAUCGGCGCCCUCUGGUUCAUCAAAAUCCGCACAGGUUACCCCGUCGCUCUGGGUUUCAGCUCCACAGGGACCUUCUUCUCAGGAUGUCCAUGCAGUCUGACUAAGCACCACGCGGUGUCCACUAACCCGUCUCCCUCUGAGAACAGCAGUGCCAACGGCAGCAUGAGCAGCACCCAGAGCACACCGACCAGCAGCAUGGCAUGAGCAUGCUCAGAGAGGGACACACACACACACACACACACACACACACACACACACACACAGACGAAUAGGGCGGGGCUUUUUUUUUUUGGUCUGAACCGGGAACUUUUGUAAACUCUGCCUCUGGAGCCACCCAGCAUCAGGAAAUCAGCAGGACAAAAAAACCUUGCCUCGGUCCGAGACAGGAAAAACACAGCAUAUCCCCCAAGAACUAACAGGAAAUUCACAGCAUUCCUCUCAACAGAUCGGAGGCACAAUAAGACUCGAGGAGAAAAACACACAUCAAACCGCUGCGACCUGCAUCACCCCCUUAAUGAGGACAAAAAAAAAGAAAAGAAAAGAAAGAGAACCGGUCGCAGUUCAUUUCAUCCCCGUGAAGAGCCAUCAGUUUCAUGUUGUUUUCCACUGAAUUAAAAAAAAAAAAAAAAUCCUGCCUCUCCAGCGUCUGAGGACAAGUUUGGGAAAAGGCUACCUCUUCGUUUAUUUCGAGUACAGAAGUAAAACGUAGCUCCGGUUAGUCAGUCAGUGUUUGUCGUUUCUGAUGAAUCGUCUUCUCUCUGCAGGAAGAAAGUCACUGUUCUGUACAUUACUGUAAACGACGUGUGUGUCGGAAAAGCCCGAGUCCUCCACCAAGAUUCUGUUCAUCGCAAAAUAUUUCUACUUAUAUUAACCAGAAACGUUUGCAAGUUUGUACACCCCCUGCACACUGGUUCAUUUUUAAUUGAUUAUUUGAUUUACAAUUAAUUCACUUUUCAAUUUUUGAAAUCUGAACGUAUUCCUGAUGAAGUUUUCCUCGAUUCGUGCGUGUCACGUUCCCAAAGUAUCUCCUCACUCCUUCUCAUAAAACUCAACACUAACUUUCUGCCAUAUGUAGUGAAAGUUCAUUAUGUCUAACUAUUAUAACUAUUCUUUAAGUUCGUUUCUUAAGACACGUAUUUUUUAGGAUGUUACCUUGUUUGUUGACAGU
This is a messenger RNA of Neoarius graeffei (lesser salmon catfish), 2820 nucleotides long. RefSeq names its product endoglin (gene eng). Bases 195 to 1856 code for a protein of 553 amino acids. NCBI's taxonomy places the organism in Eukaryota, Metazoa, Chordata, Actinopteri, Siluriformes, Ariidae. The transcript has 14 exons. The record is from RefSeq and is a predicted model, not a curated record.